AUGAAUGCGCAGGAAGCCUGUUGCAAGUUCCUCAAGAGGCAGUUGCGCCCGUCGAAUUGCCUGGGAGUCCGAGAGUUUGCCGAUAGUCACUCCUGUCGAGAGCUCGUUCGUUAUGCUGAUAAUUACAUCUUGAGGAAUUUCCAGAGCAUUAUUUUCACAGAAGAGUUCCAUCAGCUUCCAAAAACUCAAUUGAUCCAGCUCCUGUCCAACGAUAAGCUCGUUGUAUGUUCUGAAGAGCAGGUUUUCACUGCAAUUCUUCAAUGGGUUGAGUUCGAUUUGUCAUCUCGGAAGGAGCUACUCCCGAAGGUAAAAGCUAGAAGCUUUUUCAAACACUGA
This is a messenger RNA of Haemonchus placei, 336 nucleotides long. The record is from the annotation of a GenBank genome assembly. Lineage: Eukaryota; Metazoa; Nematoda; Chromadorea; Rhabditida; Trichostrongylidae.